This is a messenger RNA of Peniophora sp. CBMAI 1063, 1590 nucleotides long. NCBI's taxonomy places the organism in Eukaryota, Fungi, Basidiomycota, Agaricomycetes, Russulales, Peniophoraceae. The record is from the annotation of a GenBank genome assembly.
AUGGCAUCUUGGAUCCUUGUACCAAUUGUGGCUGGGCAGGGCCCUGCCAUUCCCUCACAAUGGAUGGGCACAACAUCAAACCUGAGCCGCGCAUCGCGUGAAGCAUUGGCUAGCGGAGCAGCUACGGCCCUCACAGCUUACGUCGAUCCAAACAUGGCGAACCAGCCCAAUACGGGUACCACCACAGACCUUCCACAACUCAAAUAUGUUGCCAGUGUCUUUGCCGUGCUUACCCUGCAGGAUCACUACAGCGGGAACCUCACUUGGAAUGAUACGGUCACCAACGGCCUUCUCGAUUACUAUCAGGAAAACGGUCUCUACGGAAAGCCCCCGAACACGCUUAAUAGUGAUGCCAUCUACUGGGGACUGACGUUCUUCUACGCGUACCGAACAUAUCGUCAACAUUCUCUUCUCGAUCUGGCGAUCGUCGCGUACAACGCAACCUAUGUGAAUGGUUUCAUCUCGCCAAGCGCAGCGGAAAGUGGCACGGGUGCUGGUCGCAAUGUAUCGUUUUCUCCGCCUUCAGGUUGUUCCGGAACUUAUGCAGGUGGUGUAUUUUGGACUGAGGGCGUUCAAAAUAAUACCGAGAUAACUGCGUACACCAUCGCUCCGUUCUUGGCGCUGUCGGCAUACUUGUACGAGGAGACGAACCAAUCAGUAUACCAAGAAGCGGCGCAACUUUCGGCGGACUUUGCCAUAAACCAUCUAUGGAACGGGACUGCCUUCUCUUACACGUUCUAUCCGCUUUCCUGCACAAUGGGCGGCGACUGGAUCACGAUCAGUCAAUGGCUGAUAGAAGGUCUUGCAGUAUGGGCGAAUGUCACCAGAAACGAAACUCUGACCUCGUUCUUGGAUGUGGCAGUAUCCAAUACAACGACGUACUCUGUCUGGAGCUUGGAGGACGGCGUGAAUCAAGAAGGAUUGAAAUCGACAGACUACACGAGCAUCGACAAGGGUAUCUUCGUCCGCGCACUGGUGGAAGCCCGCAAUCGCAACCCGGGAACAGCACUUGCCACAUAUAUCGAGGCAUACAUCACAGUACAGUUCAACGCACUGCUGGAUCACGCGCGGGAUCCGAAUACAGAUUUCUACUCGACUGCUUGGAUUGGUCCGCCUGCUUCAAGCUUCAUAGCUGGAGGAAACAUCGCGGCUCUGGAUGUUCUCAAUGCAGCUUUCAGCUUCGUCGAGGAUGCAUCAGCACCGUCCUCGAGUAGCCACAAGUCUAAUAAAGCUGGUGUCAUCGCUGCCAGCACUGUCAGUGCCAUCGUCGCAAGUACCGGCUUCGCUAUUGCUCUGUAUUUUUGGCGCCAGCGUCGUGUUGAGGGGUCAGCCAACCAUGCCGAACCGUACAUGGUUCAGUCAACCACUCUACCCUCUACAAAAUGGAACCGCUUCUACGCACCUCACCGCGAUGAACCUCCAGCAUCAUGGGCUAUUACGUCAGAGGCAGGGCCAGCACCGACGUCCACACUCGAUGGUGGCUACGAACGAGGCUUGAUGACCGAGCUCUCUGACCAAGUUCGUCGCCUCUACGACCUUGUACAGCAUCGCCGAUUAUCGGUGGAACUGCCACCCCAGUACAAUGAUUGA